Messenger RNA from Didymodactylos carnosus, 3080 nucleotides. Lineage: Eukaryota; Metazoa; Rotifera; Eurotatoria; Philodinida; Philodinidae. The record is from the annotation of a GenBank genome assembly.
UAGUAUUAAAAUGAUAAAUAAUAAAGCAAUUAGUGAUGAAAAGUAAUAAGUAAUAAAAGUAAUAAUAAUUAUUACUUAUUACCGAGUAAUAGUAAUAAAAAGUAAUAGUAAUGUAGCAGCCCUAGUUGCGCAUAUUUUUCUUCCAACGUUGAAUCAAGAUAUUAUUUAGCAGCGCGAAUUUGAGAAAUCGGAAUUUCUCUUGGGGUGGGUGAUCCUUCACGCGGUGCUUAUCACUGCCCGACAGUCUGAUUGUAGGCAGCACAUAUUUUUCAAUCAAUUCAGCAUGAACAUCGUGACAUGAAUUAUACUGGAAGACUCUUCAAAUUUUCAAGGCAGUCGUUAACUUUUUCGCCGUUUUAUAGAUGGCUGCUCAAAUAAAAGAAUAUGGUGAACAUAUAAAGCAGAACAUUUAUUUAGCCAGUGAAAUCGAUGUCGACAUAUCGCAAAUACUAACCGACAAACAACAACAAAUAUUCUUACAAUACAAACAAUUUUCUGGUUUAGAACAAAAACAUUUGCUUUUUGCAUCGUUAGCAUUGCUUGGUCAUUUUGCAAGAGGAAGCUUUUAUCGUCAUUAUUUAUCUAAUCAGAUUCAUCCAUUAAAUUUGUAUUUGGUGAUUGUUGGACCAUCUGGUGCUGGCAAGUCGAACAUUGUUAACAAAAUUAAAGAUGCCGCUACAAAAAUCGAAAAGUUAUUUCCCGAAGAAUAUUGUAAACCUGUCCAAUUAGGUGCUGACAUUACUGAAGAAAUGUCCGUUGUUACAACCUUAACUGGUCACGGCCUUCGUAAACAUCUGACUAGUCAAAGUUUAUUUCUCAUCAAUGACGAAGCGGACGUUAUUUUUGACGGUUUUGGCGUUUACGAUAUUGGAAAUUCAUCAAAAGUGGCCGAAAACGUUCUUCUGUUAAAAGCAUACGACGGUAUUAAAAAUGAAUCACGUUCCACCGGUAGUACCAAGGUGAAAAUAGUCUCAGCCAAAUUGUCAAUGUUAGUCGGCGUCGUUGGAACAAAAUAUCAAGGUACACUAUCAAAUUGGUCACGAAACAAAUCAAAUGAAGGCAUUCAUAAUAGAAUGAACUAUUUGGUGUUAAAACGACCACUUGCAAGACGUCCGGGCAGUGACCAUCAAGAUCAUAUUGCAAAUUGUUCAGCAAAAAUUCCAGCACAUAUACAAGAUUUAUAUGCAAAAACUCCAACAAUUUUUCCUCGUUACUGUUGUUUAUUUCAAUUAUUAAAAAAUGUGUGUGCCGUUAUUGAUGAAUGUGAAAAUGAACUAGAAUUUGAAGAAGGGGAAGAAGAUGAAUUAGAGAUAAAUCAAAAUUUUAUUCGACAUGCCAAAUUGAAAAUUGCUGAAUUAUUUCUAUCAACAGCGAAACGUAGUCCAAAAAAUCCAACAAUACCAAUUCUAAUAAUCGAAAAAUCAACAUGUGUAGCUGCAUGGACAUGGUAUUCAUAUCUAUUUCAAACAGCAUUACAAUUAUUUUCAAUUGGAACAAUUGGUGCACCAGAUGCAUAUGCAGUUACAUCUCGACGAAAAACACAUGAACAAACUCUAUGUGAUUUUCAGUAUAAUAUUUUUAUGGUUGGUGCAUUAACAUCUGUCUAUCCCGAUACGUCACGUAAAAUGUCACCAUUUCAUAAUCUAAAACAUAUUGUUGACCCACUGAUUGUUCGAUUGGAAAAAGAUGGUAUCCUUAUUCGUGGUGAAUUUUUGCAAGACACACGCCAACGAAAGAAAAUGUCACUAAUGAAAGUACCAAUACCAACUGGACCAGGAGAACGUGCUAUAUUUGAAAAAAAACUAGGUAUUUAUAAUAUUGAAAUUAACCAUUAUCAAUUAUUACUUGAUAACUGUUCGAAACCAACAUUACAUGAUCUAACAUCUGAUACAAUUGAAUUAUUUAAUGUCAGUGGUCAACUUGUGCCACAUUAUCACAAAUACGAUCAAUUGACACAAAUAAUAGAAGUUCAUUUAGAAAAUAAUAAUAUUGAAGCUGUGAUAGUUAAUGGUACUACACGAUACCAGACAGCUCCAACGUCAACGUUUUUUGUUAAUUCGACAACAUCGCUUGCUGAAACAUCAUGGAAAAAACAAUCACUAGCAACAACAAAUACAAAAGCUUUACAAAAUAAGACACAUCAAGGAGUACUACCAGCAAUUCAGGUAGCAAUUCAGAAUCAAAAUCAACCGUCAGAAUCAGAAUUGGAAGAAGAAGGCUACAAUGACCAGACAGAUUGCAUGGAAGAUGGAGAUAGUAAAGAGGAAAAUGAAAGUGAUGAACAUUCUCGAACAGAAGUAUUGGCUUAUCAAGCGCAGGAUUCUGAUGGCGGACCUGAUUUAAGUGCAACUAAAGAAAAUCGAGCAGAAUCGAAUGAAGCAAAUCAUAAAGAUGAAGGAAAUUCAAAUGAAGCAACUAAAGUAAAGCAACUAAAACUUGAUCCAAAUAUUCGAAAAGUGGCCGGCAAAUAUAUGGUAUUUAAAGCGGUUUUGUUUUCACAAACGGAUAUUAACAAAAUUAGCAGAAAUGAAGAGCAUCGAAAUAAGGCAAAAGAAUUAUUGAUCGAACAGGGCUUGCUAGCCGAAGGUCAAUAUUUUGUUACACAUGCUAAAGCACUAGAUUUUAGUGGUCGUCAAAAAAAAACCUUCCAUAAUGGGCGUUUGAAACAAUUCCCAUCUACAACAUCAUCAAAAGACAAACUUGAUUUUCUCCGAAAAUUAAACGUAUAUGCCGGUAUCGAUUGGGAUACUUAUAUUGCUUCUUUUACAAAUGUUGGAACUCAUAUCAGUACAAAAAAUAAGUGGCGUUUAACACGAGAAGUAGCAACGUUAUUGAGAACAAAUGUUUUUUAUUCAAAAUAUGUAACAUUUAAUCCGAAGGUAUGGUGCUAUGAUGAACAGAUAACAGACGAAUUCGCUAAUUUGAGAUCAAAAGUAGCAAAAACAGGUCGAAAGAAAAUCUCCACAAAUGAAAAUGAAGAUGUAAUUGAACAAGAAACACCACAUGAAAAUAUCCAAAAAGAAGUUGAUUUACCACGACCAAGACAAAAUAUACCACUAAAUAAGCGACGAAAAACAUAA